UGUGCCGUGGUGCGGUGGAGGUUGUAGGUGGUUACAUGUCAAUCUGUUGGACAUUUAAAUACAUUAAACUUUAAUUAUUCUCUCUCUUAUUUCAUUUUUUCUGGAACGUUAAGUGUUCAUCAUGACGUCUCCAGGUUUACCAAUACAUUUUCAAGAGCACUUGCAACUUACUACAGUUGGUAUCAAUGCAGCAAACAUCACUUUUAAUAACCUCACCAUGGAAUCUGAUAAAUUUAUAUGUGUUAGAGAAAAAGUUGGAGAUUCGGCACAGGUUGUCAUUAUCGACAUGAGUAAUCCAACUAAUCCAAUUCGUAGACCAAUAUCAGCCGAUUCUGCUAUAAUGAAUCCUGCUUCUAAAGUUAUUGCAUUGAAAGCUUCAUCAGGAACUAUGAGAACCCUGCAGAUUUUCAACAUCGAAAUGAAGAGCAAAAUGAAAGCCCAUACCAUGAAUGAAGAUGUUGUGUUUUGGAAGUGGAUUAAUGUCAAUACCAUUGCACUGGUUACAGAAACAGCAGUGUUCCACUGGAGCAUGGAAGGCGAGUCUCAGCCAUUGAAAAUGUUUGAUAGACACGCUAGUCUCAAUGGAUGUCAGAUCAUAAAUUACAGAUGUGAUCACAAAUUGCAAUGGUUGCUAUUAAUUGGCAUCUCCGCACAGCAAAACAGAGUGGUAGGGGCUAUGCAGCUAUAUUCUGUUGAAAGAAGAGUCAGUCAACCUAUUGAAGGCCAUGCUGCUGCAUUUGCUCAGUUUAAGUUGGAAGGCAAUCCUGAACCAUCUACAUUAUUUUGUUUUGCAGUAAGAACUGCACAAGGAGGAAAAUUGCAUAUUAUUGAAGUUGGUCAGCCUCCUGCUGGUAAUCAGCCAUAUCCAAAAAAAGCAGUUGAUGUAUUUUUUCCAUCUGAAGCCCAGAAUGAUUUUCCUGUUGCAAUGCAAGUCAGUUCAAAACAUGAUGUUAUAUACCUGAUAACAAAGUAUGGAUAUGUUCAUUUAUAUGAUAUUGAAAGUGCAAUUUGUAUUUAUAUGAAUAGAAUUAGUGGCGACACUAUUUUUGUUACUGCACCUCACGAGGCAACUGCUGGAAUCAUCGGUGUUAACCGCAAAGGCCAGGUACUAUCAGUAAGUGUUGAAGAAGAGAACUUUAUUCCGUACAUCAAUAAUGUUUUACAAAAUCCAGAUCUUGCACUUCGAAUGGCUGUUCGUAAUAAUCUGUCUGGUGCUGAAGACUUAUUUGUUAGAAAGUUCAACACUUUAUUUACAAAUGGACAGUAUGCUGAAGCAGCGAAAGUCGCAGCAAAUGCUCCAAAGGGAAUUUUAAGAACACCACAGACUAUUCAGAGAUUUCAACAAGUCCCCUCUCAAGCUGGACAAACAGCACCACUUUUACAGUAUUUUGGGAUACUUCUUGAUCAAGGGCAAUUGAAUAAGUUUGAAUCUUUGGAACUUUGUCGUCCUGUCUUGCAGCAAGGACGUAAGCAGCUGUUGGAAAAGUGGUUAAAAGAUGAUAAGUUAUGUGUUUUACAGCUUGAGUGCAGUGAAGAACUUGGUGAUUUAGUGAAACAAGUAGAUCCAACCUUAGCCUUAUCAGUAUAUCUGCGUGCUAAUGUGCCAAAUAAGGUUAUACAGUGCUUCGCUGAAACUGGCCAGUUUCAGAAAAUAGUAUUAUAUGCUAAAAAAGUUGGAUUUACACCGGAUUACAUUGGGCUGUUGAGGCAAGUGAUGAGAAUAAAUCCUGAUCAAGGAGCAUCAUUUGCUCAGAUGUUAGUGCAGGAUGAUGAACCACUGGCUGAUAUUAAUCAAAUUGUUGACAUUUUCAUGGAGCAGAAUUUAGUUCCACAAUGCACAGCUUUCUUGCUUGAUGCAUUAAAAAAUAACAGACCCUCCGAAGGGAAUUUGCAGACACGACUUUUGGAAAUGAACCUUGUUGCUGCUCCGCAGGUUGCUGAUGCCAUCUUGGGCAAUCAAAUGUUUACUCAUUAUGACAGAGCUCAUGUAGCUCAACUUUGUGAAAAAGCUGGUCUUUUACAAAGAGCAUUGGAGCAUUAUACAGAUCUAUACGAUAUCAAAAGAGCUAUUGUUCAUACACACUUAUUGAAUUCUGAAUGGCUAGUAAACUACUUUGGCUCUUUGUCUGUUGAAGAUUCACUUGAGUGUCUGAAAGCUAUGUUGAGCCAUAAUAUUAGACAAAAUCUGCAGAUAUGUGUACAGGUGGCAACAAAAUACCAUGAACAGUUAACGACGACUGCCCUUAUAGAUUUGUUUGAAUCAUUUAAAAGUUAUGAAGGCCUUUUUUACUUCUUGGGAUCCAUUGUUAAUUUUAGUCAAGAUCCAGAAGUACACUUCAAAUAUAUUCAGUCUGCAUGUAAAACUGGACAAAUUAAGGAAGUUGAACGCAUUUGCCGAGAAAGCAAUUGUUAUAAUCCAGAAAGAGUGAAAAAUUUCUUGAAAGAAGCAAAGUUAACCGACCAGCUUCCCCUCAUUAUUGUGUGUGACAGAUUUGAUUUCGUUCAUGAUCUUGUAUUAUAUUUAUAUAGAAAUAAUCUGCAAAAGUAUAUUGAAAUCUAUGUACAAAAGGUAAACCCAUCUAGACUCCCUGUUGUCAUUGGAGGCUUAUUGGAUGUCGAUUGCUCUGAGGAUGUAAUAAAAUCUUUGAUAAUGGUUGUGCGAGGUCAGUUUUCCACAGAUGAGCUUGUUGAGGAGGUUGAAAAGAGGAAUAGAUUAAAACUUUUAUUGCCUUGGCUAGAGAUGAGGGUUCAUGAAGGAUGCAUUGAGCCUGCCACUCAUAAUGCUCUUGCUAAAAUAUAUAUAGACUCCAAUAAUAAUCCUGAGCGAUUCUUAAAGGAGAACCAGUACUAUGAUAGCAGGGUCGUUGGGAAAUACUGUGAAAAACGAGACCCUCACCUAGCAUGUAUGGCUUACGAACGAGGCCAGUGUGAUCGAGAACUUAUUAAAGUGUGUAAUGAAAAUUCUCUUUUCAAAAGUGAAGCUCGCUACCUUGUAAAAAGACGUGAUCAAGAACUUUGGGCUGAAGUAUUAAAUGAAAAUAAUCAAUAUAGGAGACCACUUAUUGAUCAGGUUGUUCAAACAGCUCUUUCUGAAACACAAGAUCCAGAAGACAUAUCUGUGACUGUGAAGGCUUUCAUGACUGCUGACUUGCCAAAUGAGUUAAUUGAGCUAUUGGAAAAGAUUGUCCUGGAAAAUUCAGUUUUCAGUGAUCAUAGGAACCUUCAGAAUCUCUUGAUUCUGACUGCUAUAAAAGCAGACCGUACCAGAGUAAUGGAGUACAUUAAUCGUCUUGAUAAUUAUGAUGCUCCAGAUAUUGCUAAUAUUGCCAUUGGAAGUGAAUUAUAUGAAGAAGCUUUUGCAAUUUUUAAGAAAUUUGAUGUAAAUACAUCUGCUAUUCAGGUUUUAAUUGAGCAUAUUCAAAAUUUGGAUAGAGCUUAUGAGUUUGCUGAAAGAUGUAAUGAGCCUGCAGUUUGGAGUUUACUUGCUCAAGCUCAGUUGCAACAAGGAAUGGUGAAAGAGGCAAUUGAUUCUUACAUUAAAGCUGGUGACCCAUCUGCUUAUAUGGAUGUUGUACAAACAGCUCAUAAAACAGAGAGCUGGGAAGAUUUAGUUCGAUACUUGCAGAUGGCACGAAAGAAGGCACGAGAAUCGUAUGUCGAGUCUGAAUUAAUAUAUGCUUAUGCAAAGACAAACCGCCUUGCAGAUUUGGAGGAGUUUAUAUCUGGCCCCAAUCAUGCUGAUAUCCAAAAGAUUGGUGACCGUUGCUUUGAAGAUGGACUUUAUGAACCUGCUAAGUUAUUAUAUAACAAUGUGUCCAACUUUGCUCGUUUGGCUAUCACUUUGGUGCAUUUGAAAGAAUUUCAAGGUGCUGUUGACAGUGCUCGGAAAGCCAAUUCUACUCGAACCUGGAAGGAGGUUUGUUUUGCUUGUGUCGAUAAUGAAGAAUUUAGGUUAGCUCAGAUGUGUGGCCUUCAUAUUGUUGUUCAUGCUGAUGAAUUAGAAGAUCUUAUAAACUAUUAUCAAGACCGAGGAUAUUUUGAAGAAUUAAUUAGCCUUCUGGAAGCUGCUCUUGGCUUGGAAAGAGCUCAUAUGGGAAUGUUCACAGAAUUGGGUAUUCUGUAUUCAAAAUAUAAACCAUCAAAAAUGAAAGAACAUCUUGAACUCUUUUGGUCUCGAGUAAACAUUCCAAAGGUGCUUAGAGCUGCUGAACAAGCUCAUCUGUGGGCUGAAUUAGUGUUCCUGUAUGAUAAAUAUGAAGAAUAUGAUAAUGCUGUUGUAACUAUGAUCAAUCAUCCUACUGAAGCUUGGCGUGAAGGACAUUUCAAAGAAAUAAUUACGAAAGUUGCUAACAUAGAGUUAUAUUAUAAAGCUAUUCAGUUUUAUGUGGACUACAAACCCAUGCUUCUCAAUGACCUUCUUUUAGUUCUGUCUCCACGUAUGGAUCAUACUCGUGCGGUCAAUUAUUUCACAAAGGUGAAUCAUCUGCCUCUUGUAAAACCUUACCUACGAUCUGUACAAAGUCUUAAUAACAAAGCAAUCAAUGAAGCCUUAAAUGGUUUGCUUAUUGAAGAAGAGGACUUCCAAGGCUUGCGUACAUCCAUAGAUGCAUUUGAUAAUUUCGACAACAUAGCUCUAGCGCAACGUUUAGAAAAACAUGAACUUAUAGAAUUCCGUCGAAUAGCUGCCUAUUUGUAUAAAGGCAACAAUAGGUGGAAACAGUCAGUUGAAUUAUGCAAGAAAGACAGAUUGUUUAAGGAUGCAAUGGAAUAUGCAGCAGAAUCUAAAAUGGCAGAAGUAGCAGAAGAACUGCUGUCCUGGUUUUUAGAUGAAAAGAAUUAUGAAUGUUUUGCAGCUUGUCUAUUCCAGUGUUACGAUCUUUUACAUCCAGAUGUUAUUCUGGAAUUAUCAUGGCGGCAUAACAUCACAGAUUUUGCCAUGCCAUAUCUCAUACAAGUGAUGAGGGAAUACAUUAGUAAGGUCGAUAAAUUAGAGGAGUUAGAAACUCAGAGAUUGGAAGAGUCAGCUCAAAAUGAGGCAAAACCUAUUGUUUAUGCUCCUGAGCCUCAGCUGAUGCUGACUGCUGGACCAGGCAUGAUAGGUGCUGGGUAUCAAACUUAUGCUCCUCCAAUGCCUGGAUAUCAAGGUUAUGGUAUGUAGGAGUCAGAAAGCUAGCAUCUUCUGUAAAAUUAGUGGAGUCAAGCAGCCUGCAGGUACCGGGCACACAGUGGAUGAAAUAGAACUAUUUAAUGUUUACAUCCUGUUAUAUGUAUAUGAAAAUGGAUGAGGAAAUGGGUGGAGUUAUAGAGCAUUUGAAUUGAAAUCUUAACAUUUUCAUCUUGUUAAUAGGUCAUUAUUAUUGGGCCCUCAUCAGUGUAGAAAUAUGUUAAAACUUAAUUUUUUUGACUUUUUAAGCACUUAAAAAUUAUGACCUGCAUUGGAAAACUUUUUUUCUUGGGUGUAUAUGUGCGAGUUGGUGAAGGGUACCUGAAUUCUUUUCAUUUUUAAAAUUUUACCCUGGUAUGCCAUUUUAUUCAACUUAACCAAAGGAAUUAUAAGUUUACUGAUCUUUAUAAAAUACAUGUUUUGUUCUUCGUAAAUAGUAGUAUGUAAUUUAAAAAAAUAUUUAAUCUUGUUAGAUUGUAUGUGCUUGUUGAUAUUGCUUUGUUAAAUCUGUUCUUUAUAACUUUGUAAAAACUGUGACAUGUAUAUGAUUUGUCAUUUUAUUUAGUUAAUUCAUAAAUAUAUGUAUAAAAUCUAAUUGUAUGGAAUUUCUUUAAACAGGACUUAUUAUAUCACCUUAUUAAAAAGUAAAUCUGAACUGCUUGCUGCAAUGUAGAUGAAGUGUUAUGUAUUAUAAGAGAUGUAUCAUCUUGAUGCCUGAAUAUUAUGUCACUAAUGUGGGCAAUUCAAAAGGCAUAUGGCAAAAGACUAUAAUUUGUAUGCUGAAGUUUCUUCCGUUUCCUGUAGCUGACCUAGACUCUAAAUUCAAAUAUGCAGUGUUGUAAGCAUUGGGUUAAUGCAUUCCGUCUGAAGUGUCUCACUGAAGAAUUAAAUAAAAAAAUACAUUAUGUCUGUACGGAUUCUUAUUUAAAAUCCUAUAUUUUUUAAUUAAUUUAAAAUUUAACUCUUUUGAAUUCCUUUUUUCAUUCAAGUAAAUUAUUUUUCUAAAUAAUGCAUAUAUAACAGAAGGAUUUUAUUUCUGCACAAGUAAUCUAAGAUGAAAAAAAUUUCCAUAUAAAAUGACAGUAUUAAAAAGUCUGUUAUAGGAAUUCCAUAAAAUAACAGGAUUAUUCUGAGAACUAAUUAAGUGAAAUGACCUUGAUAAUGUUAACUAUAUUCUGUUUGAAAAUUUGUUAAAAUCUUUAAUAAUGUAAUAACAUGUAAAAUUUACUUUUUUAAAUCUGUUUAAUAAGAUAAUGAAAUCAUUGUCAGAAAUUUUGAUCUUUGACACCUACUCCCCCCUCCUCUACAGUAUUUUAAAUUUAACCGUUUAACUUUAUUUUGAUGUAGUAUGUCCAUAAUGAUGUAAAUAACAUACACUGUCCUAGGUCUUCUUUAUUCAAAUAAGGAUACAUUAUUAGAUAUGAAUUUUAAAGAUAGCCUUACAUUGAAACCUAUUUAAACAAAAAGUGCAGUUGCAGUUUAUGGUUUUGAAAUAGCUACUUCAUGCAAUUGCCAUUGAGAAUUCAUCAUUAAAUGACAUUCCAAGUAUAUCUUAAAUUUUAGAAUAAUCAUGAGUGUUAGAUGUUUAAUCUGAAAAAUUCAAAAUAAAUUCAUGUUUACAUAAA
Molecule: messenger RNA, 6789 nt
Organism: Stegodyphus dumicola
Lineage: Eukaryota; Metazoa; Arthropoda; Arachnida; Araneae; Eresidae
Gene: Chc
Product: clathrin heavy chain
Biological process (GO): intracellular protein transport; receptor-mediated endocytosis
Cellular component (GO): clathrin coat of trans-Golgi network vesicle; cell cortex; clathrin coat of coated pit
Molecular function (GO): clathrin light chain binding; structural molecule activity
Source: RefSeq, a predicted model, not a curated record